AUGACUAUGUCUGCAGCAUUAGUGACUAUUUCAUGUGGGAGAGUGAUGGAGGGAGUGGUGGUGGCAGCAGUUUGGGAUGCUUCAGCAUGUUGGGACAUUUUUGUGGAAGUGGGGUACUGGUGCAAGAGCAGUGCAGUCAAAUUGCUGAAUAUCAUGGAGCAAAAGUCAGUAUUGCCAGGUGCUGACAAUACAGAUAUGGUUGUAGAUGAGCCAGAAUUUCUACCAUUUGGUGCAGCCACAAAUGCCACAGCUUCAGGCCAUCAGCUAGGAUCACCAUCAUCCUCCAUGCCACCAAAUGCCAGCCCUUCCCUGCCAUCACUCAGCAUGCUUGUGCCAUCUUGGGACUCACCACCACUUUCACUGGAGUUGCAGCCAUCUGCUGCUGAUCAACAAUGGGAGGUGUGGCAAGCAAGUCAUUCCAUGCCAUCCUUGGCUGCCAUUGCACCUAGCUGGGAUUCACCAACAUCUUCCCUGGCAGUCUCACCCCCACCUAGAUCAUUGCUGGCAUCUGCACAAAUUCCACAAACUGUGCCAUCUCCCAUGGUUCAUGCAUAUAUGGAUGAGUGGUUAGAUGGUGCAGCAGCCUCUGAGCCACAGCCCAUCCCAGCUAUAUCAUGGCAACCAUCCCCCCAGCCUACAGCCACCAAUGCCACUGCUGUGACUUGGGUAUACAAGGACUUCAUGACAAAGGGCCAAUUACAACAUCAGUGGAAAAAGCAUGGCAGCUUGCAGUUCUUCUUGUGGGACUGA
Molecule: messenger RNA, 750 nt
Organism: Pisolithus orientalis
Lineage: Eukaryota; Fungi; Basidiomycota; Agaricomycetes; Boletales; Pisolithaceae
Exons: 5
Coding region: 1-750 (249 amino acids)
Source: RefSeq, a predicted model, not a curated record